This is a messenger RNA of Trichomonas vaginalis G3, 741 nucleotides long. RefSeq lists its product as uncharacterized. The transcript has a single exon. The record is from RefSeq and is a predicted model, not a curated record. NCBI's taxonomy places the organism in Eukaryota, Parabasalia, Trichomonadida, Trichomonadidae. Bases 1 to 741 code for a protein of 246 amino acids.
AUGCUAAACUUUAUACUUCUAUAUAAAUUUGAGAAUUAUGCGAAGAUCCCAUCUAAACGCAUUCUAUUUACCGAUGUUAAAAAUAUCACUGGAGAAGUAUACGAUAUCUUUUCUUACAUGCGUCAAUAUUAUCAAACAGGAAAUCUUACAGAGCAAGAUGUUGUUACAGUAACACCUUCAUCCCGAUAUGAUGUUGGCGAUAAACUCGGCUAUAAAACCUCAGUUGAUACAAUUUUAGGUCACCCAAUUACAAACUUCUCUGGUCGUUUUGUUUCUGGAAGAAAAGAUCCAUCCCAAAAUAUCACAAUCGACUUCCAUGCUGUUCAAAUCCAAAUUGAAAGUUACACAUUUUAUUGGACGACAGAGAGAUAUAUGAGAGGCUGGAAUUUUUAUGGAGUCGCACCAACUGGUCUGGAGUUACUCAGUUCUCCAGCUUUUCCAUCAUUUACUGGAGAAACUUUUAACUUUCCUAAUGAUCCAAGAUGUGAUGCAUCUACUAAAUAUUGUAAUUACACAUCUUAUUUCCACGUUAACGUCGAUAAAAUUGGAACAUAUUCGAAGUUUGUUAUCCUAAAUACUCAUGAUAAUUCCAUCAAUAUUGAUCCAGUAAAUGCAGUUGGAAUGGCCAAAAUUCUCGUCUAUGGCGAAGUUAAAGGAGGAUUAGCCUUCCGAUCUCCGAUUAAACUGAAGAGAAAAGAGCAAUUACUCUUCAACUUUGGCAUGUUCAGUAGUAUGACAUAA